CCCCACUUUUACUACCUAAAUACUAACUAGUCCAGCUUUAACCAUCUUCCCGAACUGCAGCAUCUUCUACCUUGGGCAAUUCCUUAGACCAUCGUGAACUUACGAAUCAGAAGUUUUAUUAAAUAAUUUUUGUUGGCCACAUCAAAUGCGCAUUGAAAUUAGCGUUGGACACUAACAUCGAGGUGCUUACAAUUGGAAAUAAGCCAGGAUGCUGAAAUCCAGGAGAUUACUGGUAGCGCUGGGAAAAAUUGAUUUGGGCCGUCCUGCAGCGCUGAGUAGCAAUUUUCCAGUCAAUUAUCUUUCAAGGAUCGCAUCUCAAAAACACGAUUCAAUCGUCGCUUCGCCCUGGAAAAGUAUCGACAUCCCCGAUGCAACACUGCCUGAGUUCGUCUUCGAGAAUAGUUCAAAAUGGGCGGACAAAGUGGCCGUUGAAUGCGGCCUGACCGGCAAAGGCUACACGUACGACGAGCUGAGGAUUAAUAGUAAAAGGCUGGCUUGCGCUCUAUUGAAAGCCGGAUUAAACAGAGGAGACACAGUAACAUUAUUACUGCCCAAUAUGCCUGAGUAUGCCGUCAGCUAUUACGGGGUUAUGGAGGCCGGUUUAACCCUUUCCGCCAUUAACCCACUUUAUUCAGCAGAUGAAAUAGCGCAUCAGUUGACCGACUCGGGAUCAAAGUAUAUCAUAUGCCAUCAUGACUCUCUCGAAAAGGCCUUGACAGCCAGAAACCUUCUAGAAAGAAAUCUCCAUGUUAUUUGCGUGAACGAUUUCGACGGCCGAACCAGGGAGAUUCCAAGCUGCGUGAGGCCUUUCAGCGAUUUAAUAAGCCCCAGGGACAUAUCCGACUUGGAAAAACAAGCCCACCCGGUGGCAGCAAAUGAGACAACGGCUUUUCUCCCUUACUCCAGCGGGACGACUGGCCUUCCAAAAGGCGUCUGCCUCACCCACAAAAACCUAGUCGCCAACGUUGCUCAAAUAACCCAUAACGAUAUUACUAUAAACCAACCAACAACAAAAGAUCACCAAGAUUCGGUUAUAGCCGUUCUGCCGUUUUUCCACAUUUACGGAUCAACGGUCUCCCUAUCCAGGACGUUAAGGGAAGGUGGUAAAGUGGUGACGUUGCCCAAAUUCGAGCCGGCCAGCUUUCUCAACAGCUUGUCAACGAACAAAAAUAUUGUUCUUUACGCUGCUCCUCCUAUGAUCAUUUUCUUGGCCUCCCAUCCUUCAGCAACAGAGAAACACCUGAAACACCUGAGGAUCACCAUGACGGGCGGAGCUCCGUGCAGUGACUCCGACUUAGAGAAAUUGUUCGAUAAGAAAAAGCACGUUGUCAUCCAAGGCUACGGGCUGACAGAAUCCGCACCUGUACUUACUCAUUCCCAUCAAGAUUACAAAGACAGAGCUUCUACUGGAGCCAUCGUAUCAAAUACAUUGGCUAAGGUGGUCGAUACGGAAACUGGAAAGGAUCUCCCUGCCGGUGAAACAGGAGAACUAUGCUUCAAAGGGCCUCAAAUUAUGAAAUGUUAUCAUAAUCGGCCCGAAGCGACGGCUGAAACAAUCGAUAAAGACGGCUGGCUCCAUACAGGGGACGUAGGGUACAUAAACGAAUUAAAAAAUUGUUUCAUAGUAGAUAGAAAAAAGGAAUUGAUCAAAGUCAAGGGUUUUCAGGUCCCUCCCGCUGAGUUGGAAAGUAUAUUGAGGCAGCAUCCCAAGCUAUACGACGCAGGGGUCACUUCUCUCCCUUGUUCCAGAAACGGCGAAGUUCCGGUCGCAUUCGUCGUUCCAAACCCAGGAAACCAAAAUAUAAAAGAGGAAGAGAUAAAAGACUACGUUGCGUCGAAAGUUGCCCCUUACAAGAAGGUUUCCAAAGUCGUAUUCGUAGACGCCAUACCAAAAAACCCUUCCGGAAAAAUCCUUAGGCGCGUUCUCAAAGAAAUGAUCCAAACGGAGUUACAACAAAAACAACGCUAGUUAAAUCAAACCAAAGAAAUUAUAAUUUAAUUUAAAAUUGAAGUAUUUGUGUAGGAGAGUUUUAAACACUAAACAAAACGUUAUGAAUGGUGUAGUUUGGUCGUUCCAUUUCGUCACAACAGCCAAGGUACAUGUUCACCUCAACAAAAUAUCUCUUAAUUUGUACAUGUUAUUCUAAGUCAGGGUGUUUUAUAUCAAGUCAAGAGAAAAAAAUUAGAAAAACAUAUUUGAUAUAAGUUUCUCUAAUUUCUGAAUGUACCAAUUUUUAUGAAAAAUAUAUUUUUAUAUAAUA
Molecule: messenger RNA, 2261 nt
Organism: Cimex lectularius (bed bug)
Lineage: Eukaryota; Metazoa; Arthropoda; Insecta; Hemiptera; Cimicidae
Product: 4-coumarate--CoA ligase 3-like
Exons: 9
Coding region: 209-1969 (586 amino acids)
Biological process (GO): fatty-acyl-CoA biosynthetic process; long-chain fatty acid metabolic process
Cellular component (GO): mitochondrion
Molecular function (GO): long-chain fatty acid-CoA ligase activity
Source: RefSeq, a predicted model, not a curated record